Messenger RNA from Leucoraja erinaceus (little skate), 2939 nucleotides. RefSeq names its product ral guanine nucleotide dissociation stimulator-like 1. Gene Ontology annotation, molecular function: guanyl-nucleotide exchange factor activity. Gene Ontology annotation, cellular component: plasma membrane. Gene Ontology annotation, biological process: Ras protein signal transduction; positive regulation of GTPase activity. Lineage: Eukaryota; Metazoa; Chordata; Chondrichthyes; Rajiformes; Rajidae. Bases 1851 to 2939 code for a protein of 362 amino acids. The record is from RefSeq and is a predicted model, not a curated record. The transcript has 10 exons.
GGUCUAGUAACAUUUAAAAAUACAUUUGGACAAGUACAUGGAUAGGAAAGGUUUAGUGGAAUAUGGGCCAAAUUUGGGCAGAUGAGGCUCACGUUGAUGGGGCAUCUGGGUCGGCAAGUUGCGCCAAAGGGUCUGUUUCAGUGCUGAAUGACUCCAGUGCAAAGCAAAAGCCUUGAGUCCUAGUGCACCAACUGUUUGAAGUUUGCUGUGUGUUGUGCUUAGUAGCCGGAUGGUUGUAGUGAAGGAGCUGUUCCUGAAGCUGGAGGUCACGGUUUUCAGGCUCCUGUACCGUCUUCCCCAUGGUAGGAUUGAACUGGGAGCGUGGCCAGGUGGUGUGUGUCUCUGAUGACCAUUUUGUUUGGAUCCGUGAGAUGAAUUUGGGUCCAUUUGUUCAGUUUAGUUUAUUGUCACGUGUACCGAGGUGCAGUGAAAAGCUUUUGUUGCGUGCUAUCCAGUCAGCGGAAAGACAAUACAUGAUCACAACCAAACCAUUUACAGUGUAUAGGUAGUUUAAGAAGAUCAUAGUUCAAGUAAGAAAUGUUGCUGCGGGAGUGGAGAUUUAAGAGUGUGGAGCGAUUGUAAGAUGAGUUUGUAGAUCUGCUUCUGUGGUUAGCACGCAAAUAGUCGCCUGAGUGGGACACCAUCUUGGAAGAAGUGCCUGAUUACUCCAAAUGCCACGUAUUAGUAUUGAGUGAGCACUCCUGUCUUUUCCUCGCAUUAUUAGUACUAUGUUAGUUCACUACUCACAGCAGCAUUUGAAAGUUUCAAGACAUGUUGUUUUAAACACGUGAUUCCGAUAUCAAGAUUGGAAUCCUUGUGCCAGGGAAUAUUUCAACAACCUUUUUGUUUUUUUCUGAGCUGGAUGUCAUGUUAUUAAAGAUGGGAUAGCAGCACAUUUGGAAAGUGAUGAAAUCAUUGGACAAAGACAGCAUGGAUUUAUGAAAGGUAAAUCAUGUCUGACGAAUUUUAUAGAAUUUUUCGAGGAUGUAACUAGUAGAGUGGAUAAGGGAGAACCAGUGGAUGUGUUAUAUCUGGACUUGAAAUAUCAAGGUUGCUUGGCCAGAGGAAGGGUGUCAUCAAUUUUGGAAAGGGUGAAGAAGAGGUUCACCAAGACGUUACCUGGACUUGCAGGCCUAGAUUAUAGCGAGAGGCUGAAUAGGCAAUGAUGCCUCCUUUGGAGUGCAGGAGACUGAGGGGGACAUAAAUGAAGUGGACAUAAUCAUGAGAGGCGUAGGUAAAGUGACCAUUAAUUCUUUCAUUCUUGACCCUUUGAGCGCAUUAUUUGAAGUGUAAUGUUUAAUUGCACCAUCACAAGUCUAGUUUAGUUUAGAGAUACAGCGUGGAAACAGGCCCUUCAGCCCACAAAGCCUACGCAGACCAGCAACCCCCAUCCACUAGUUCUAUUGUACACGCAAGGGACAGUUUACAGAAGCCAAUUGACAGUUAUCUAUCAUCUUGCACUUCUGCCAAUAAGAAUUUCAUUGUUUCAUUGUCAGUACAGGUACCAAUAACACGUAUUGGGGGAGGUAGAUUAGUUUAGUUUAGACAUACAGCACGGAAACAGGCGCCUUCGGUCCAGCGCAUCUGCACCAACCAGUGACCCCCACAUACUAGGGACAAUUUACAUCUAGCCAAUUAACCUACAAACCCGUACAUGUUUGUAACAUGGGAAGAAACCGGAGCACCCGGAGAAAACCCACACAGUCACGGGGAGAAGGUACACACUCCGUUCAGACAGGACCCGUAGUCAGGAUGGAAUCUGGGUCUCUGGCGCUGUGAGGCAGCAUCUCUUCCAUUGUACCGCCCCUUACUUACUUAGUUGUUGUGUUUAAUUCCAGGAGCUGUUCAAGAUGGUUGUCCCAGAUGACUGCCUGGGCGGCGUCUGGUCGAAACGGGACAAGAAGGGGAACGAACACCUCGCACCCACCGUCCGGGCCACCAUCACUCAGUUCAACACCGUCACCAAUUGCGUCGUCGGCACCAUACUGAGGGACCUGCAGCUGAAGCCCCAGCAACGAGGCAAAAUCAUGGAGAAGUGGAUCGACAUUGCCGAGGAAUGCAGGAUGAUGAGGAAUUUCUCCUCGCUCCAGGCUAUUGUAUCAGCCUUGCAGUCAAUCUCCAUCUACAGGCUGAAGAGGACCUGGGACACUGUUUCAAAGGAUUGUAUGUUGAUGUUUGAAGAACUUUCACAAAUCUUCUCCUAUGAGAACAACAAAGUGAGGAGUCGGGAGUUGCUAAAGAAGGGAGUGAUGCAAGGCACCGUGCCAUUUCUGGGAACAUUCCUGACUGACUUGAUGAUGCUGGACACCGCAUUCCCUGAUUAUGUCGAUGGCUUGACCAACUUAGUGAAAAGACAACGGGAGUUUGAGGUUUUAUCCCAAAUUAAGCUGUUGCAGUCUUCCUGUAACAUAUACUGCAUCAGCCCCGUUGAAAGUUUUCUCCAGUGGUUCCGAGGUCAACAGCAUUUAACGGAGGAUGAAAGCUACAACAUAUCGCUUGAAAUGGAACCACGCAUCGAUAAAAGUCUGACAUCAGCAAAGCCCAGGAAGAGCACGGUGAAGCAUCACAGUCUUACUCCCACCUGUCUCCGAACUGUACCGACUGCAGAUUGCUCUGGGCCCACAUCUACAAAGCCCAGGAAGAGCAUGAUGAAGCGUCUCAGUCUGCUCUUUCUAGGGUCGGAGGUUAACAGGAGCAGCACUCCCAAGAACAGCGACCAGCCCAAGUCCCCGCCCAGCAACAGCUCUGGGGAGAACAUGAACUCCAUCAGCUUUUGUUCAUCCAACCACAACAUCAAAGCCACCUGCACAACGACAACCGACACGGCCACCAACAUGCCCGCUGACAUGCCCGCCGACACGGCCACCAACAUGCCCGCCGACACGGCCACCAACAUGCCCGCCGACAUGCCGGCCGCGCCGACACGGCCGAUCCGAUGA